GGCCAGGGGCCGGGCACCCCGAGUCCGACGACGGGAUCCCGCGCCCCUCGGCCUGCACCCCGCGCCCCGCGGCCCAGCCACCACCAUGGGGGCCUGCCUGGGAGCCUGUUCCCUGCUCAGCUGCGCCUCCUGCCUCUGCGGCUCAGCCCCUUGCAUGCUGUGCAGCUGCUGCCCCUCCAGCGCCACCUCCACCGUGAGCCGCCUCCUCUUCACGGUCUUUCUCUUCCUGGGGGUGCUGGUGUGCACCAUAAUGCUCCUGCCAGGGGUGGAGAGUAAACUGUACAAGCUGCCCUGGGUAUGUGAGGGGUCUGAGACCACCAUCGUCACACAGGGCCACAUCGACUGUGGCUCUCUGCUUGGCCAUCGUGCUGUCUACCGCAUGUGCUUCGCUAUGGCAGCCUUUUUCUUCUUGUUUUCCCUGCUCAUGAUCUGCGUGCGCAGCAGCCGUGACCCUAGGGCUGCAAUUCAGAAUGGGUUUUGGUUCUUUAAGUUUCUGAUCUUCGUAUCCCUCACUGUGGGUGCCUUCUACAUCCCUGAUGGCUCCUUCACUGACAUCUGGUUCUACUGUGGUGUCGUGGGCUCCUUCAUCUUCAUCCUCAUCCAGCUGCUGCUGUUUAUCGAUUUUGCACACUGCUGGAACCAGAGGUGGCUGAGCAAGGCCGAGGAGUGCGACUCGCGUGCCUGGUACGCAGGCCUCUUCUUCUUCACCCUCCUUUUCUAUACCCUAUCUCUUGUCGCUGUGGCACUGAUGUUCACCUACUACACCCAUCCUGGGGCCUGCCACGAAGGUAAGGUCUUCAUCAGCCUCAACCUCACCUUCUGCGUCUGCGUUUCCAUUGUCGCUGUCCUGCCGAAGGUCCAGGAUGCCCAACCCAACUCGGGUCUACUGCAGGCCUCGGUCAUCACACUCUAUACCAUGUUUGUUACCUGGUUGGCGCUGUCCAAUGUUCCCGACCAGGAAUGCAACCCCCACCUGUUGACCCGCUUCAGCAAUGGGACAGUUCCCGAAGGUUAUGAGACACAUUGGUGGGAUGCACCGAGCAUUGUGGGGCUCAUUGUCUUCAUCCUGUGCACCAUCUUUAUCAGUUUGCGCUCCUCAGAUCACCCACAGGUGAACAGCCUGAUGCAGACUGAGGAAUGUAUGCAGGUGACACAGCAGCAACAGCAGCAGAUGGUGGUGAGUGAGGGACGGACCUUCGACAAUGAGCAGGACUGCGUCUCCUACAGUUACUCCUUCUUCCACUGCUGCCUGCUGUUCGCCUCACUGCAUGUCAUGAUGACAUUCACCAACUGGUACAGACCUGGAGAGGCCCGGAAGAUGAUCAGCACAUGGACAGCCGUGUGGGUGAAGGUCUGCGCCAGCUGGGCUGGGCUGCUGCUCUACCUGUGGACGCUGGUGGCUCCGCUCCUCCUGCCACAACGAGACUUCAGCUGAGCCCCUGACCUGCACACCAGCUGCUGAGGUCCUGCCUAGGCGGGCCUCUCUCUUAGUGCCUUUGGGAGUGAGAUGCCUAACGGCUAAGCCCAGGCCUCGCUCUUCUGAUGCCCCCACAUCACAGGGCUAUUUUUUCCUCCCCUUGCCCGAUGACCCAUACUUGCCCUCCUAAGGAAAGGGCCCCUCUUCUCAGGAGAGGAUCCUGAAAGAAAGAUUCCAAACAGCUCAGAAAAGAGCACCCAGCACUGAGG
Messenger RNA from Suncus etruscus (white-toothed pygmy shrew), 1686 nucleotides. RefSeq names its product serine incorporator 2 (gene SERINC2). Gene Ontology annotation, cellular component: membrane. The transcript has 10 exons. The record is from RefSeq and is a predicted model, not a curated record. The coding region runs from base 86 to 1435 and encodes 449 amino acids. NCBI's taxonomy places the organism in Eukaryota, Metazoa, Chordata, Mammalia, Eulipotyphla, Soricidae.